This is a messenger RNA of Polypterus senegalus (gray bichir), 2349 nucleotides long. Its product is annotated as complement C1s subcomponent-like. Bases 231 to 2225 code for a protein of 664 amino acids. The record is from RefSeq and is a predicted model, not a curated record. NCBI's taxonomy places the organism in Eukaryota, Metazoa, Chordata, Cladistia, Polypteriformes, Polypteridae. Gene Ontology annotation, cellular component: extracellular region. The transcript has 12 exons. Gene Ontology annotation, molecular function: calcium ion binding; serine-type endopeptidase activity. Gene Ontology annotation, biological process: proteolysis; complement activation.
CAAAUGGUGCCAAUCAUUAACUGGAGUGCUUAAAAUCAAUCAUACCUUUCAAUCCUUUCAAUCCGAUUUUUUAAAAAUCUCCUUGUAUCUUCUUCAAAUUGGUUAUAACCUAAGCAAACAUGUGAAACGAAUGUGUAAGGCUCAGAAAAACAGAAACUCAACCUCAAAGAGCAGAUGCAACAGGGAACUUGCUUUUAGUUUUGUAGAAACACUUUUAAAAAUUCCACACAAUGCGCUUUUUACUGUUACUUGCGUUACCCCUAUUUGUGAGGGGAGAGGCGCCAAAAAUGUUUGGGUAUGUUGCAUCUCCCAAUUUUCCUCAAGGAUAUCCUGAAAAUGUGGAUCAGAGCUGGGAGCUACGUGUGCCAUCUGGGUUUGCAAUACACCUGACACUGGUGCACCUAGAUAUUGAGAUGUCAGAAGGAUGCUCUUUCGAUGCUCUCAAUGUUUCUACAGAUGAUGAGCUGUUGGCAACGCUGUGUGGAGAGAAAGACUAUGAAGCUCUUAGAGUUGAGGUGAACCCUAAGCUUCAAUCACAGUUUGGUUCUCUGACUCUGAGUUUUCGGAGUGACUAUUCCAAUCCUAAACGACAUAUUGGGUUCUCAGCAUACUAUACAGCUGUUGAUAUUGAUGAAUGUGAAGAGACUGCUACGUGUUCUCAUGACUGCAACAAUUAUAUUGGAGGAUACUACUGUUCUUGUCAACCUGAAUACUUCCUUCAGGAAGACAAUUCGACCUGCUCAGUAAACUGCAGUGGACAGAUCUUCACCAGUCUCAGUGGUAUUGUGAGCAGCCCCAUUCUCCAUGGUCAUUACCCUGAGAAUUCAGCCUGUGUGUACCAGCUUGAGGUGGAUGACGGCUUCCAGCUCAUUAUCGGAUUCACAGGAGUCUUUGAUAUUGAGGGAGAAGAUGGGAACUGCAUUGAUCAACUCAGGAUUAGAACCAAGAAUCAGAUAUUUGGCCCAUUCUGCGGCACAGUGGCCCCUCAGCCCAUAAAAACUAAGUCGCAUGUAGCUGAAAUACUUUUCAACACCAAUGGCUAUGGCACUAACACAGGAUGGACUUUGGACUAUAAAACCAAUGCAAAAACUUGUCCAAAUGUUGUGACUGCAAAUAGCGUCAUGAAGCCAGACCGUAACGUUUACCAGUACAAAGACAUUGUAACUGUGACUUGUACAAAAGGUUUUGAGAUUGUUAAGAAUGAUGUAACAAAGUUUGAGUCCAAGUGUCAGAAAAAUGGGGAGUGGAGUAAUGUAGAGAUCUGUCAAGCUGUGGACUGCGGCGAACCAAAUGACAUGGAGAAUGCAAUAACGGACUUCAACGAGACUACUUAUAAAGCCACAGUCAGAUAUAAAUGCAAUGACUACUAUGAAUUGUCAAGCAAUAACACAAGUGAUACAUUUUGUAGUGCUGAUGGUACUUGGGUGACAAAUGGGAUAGAGAGUGAACUACCACAAUGUAUACCAGUUUGUGGAAAAUCAAAUCUUAUGUCUUCAGUCCAACGUAUCUUUGGUGGAAAGAAAGCAAAUGAGGGAAAUUUUCCCUGGCAGGUGUUCUUUAUGGAACCACGAGGAGGAGGGUCUCUCAUUUCAGACCAGUGGGUGCUCACUGCUGCACAUGUGGCAGAAGCAGAAACUUUGAAAAUGUAUGCAGGAAGAAUGAACAUAAAUGGUCCUGAAGGUGUAGAACUGCAUGCGGCAGAAAAAAUUAUUCACCCUAACUAUCAAAUUCACAGCAAACCUCAGUACAAUUAUGACAAUGACAUAGCAUUGAUUAAAUUAGAAGAAAAGGUCAAACUUGGGCCCCAGAUUUCCCCAAUAUGCCUUCCAAAAAAUAAGCAGUCUGAUGAGCUGCAAAAUGGGGAAAUUGGUUUAAUUGCAGGAUGGGGUGUCACAGAGGAAAGAAAAUUAGCUGAAGAUCUAAUGUAUGCAGAAAUCCCUGUGGUGAACAUGGACUUUUGUAAGAGUGUUAAACCAAAAAGUAGUAAAAUCAAACCAGAAAAUUUCAUCUUCACAGAAAAUAUGUUUUGUGCUGGAAUGAGUGGGACAGACAGCUGCCAAGGUGACAGUGGUGGUGCAUUUGCUGUUCCAGAUAUGAAUACAGAUGAUUAUCACAUUAAAGGAAUCAUCUCAUGGGGAAUUGGGUGUGGAUCAUAUGGAGUAUACACAAAGGUAGCCAACUACUUGGGAUGGAUAGAAGAUACAAUGUUGCAGAAUCAGGACUGAUCAAUAUGUCUCAAUAAAUGAUAAUGUUAAUGUUACUUUAAAUAUAACUAAACAAGUUUUUAAAACAACAUGUUAAAAACCUAAUUUUUAUGUAAAAUCUUUGUUUUACAAAUAAAAAAUAUAC